AUGUAUGUGGGCAGCACCCUCUUCUGCGGCAUCAAAAUCGACGAUGAAGUGGCCCGCCGCAUUUCCAAAGUAGUUCUCAAAAUGCAGCUUGGAAUCCUUACGGGCUUCACAUCAGCCCCGAACCUAGAGAUAAACAAGGCAGUCAUCCUGUCGACGUUGAUACAUGGACCGGGGACCCGGACUGUGUACAUGAAGCAGGUACGUAUACUCAAUCAUCUCCAUCUUAGCCGACUUCGACAAGUACUGAAUCUGAGGUGGCAGGACGGGAUCCCAGACACGGACGUACCGGACCGGAUGGGGAUCCUCAGCAUACCUGCAAUGCGGCCAGCUAUUACGGAUGGAAAACGACAGGUAACUUUAAAGAGUCUUCUUUGGCACUAAGAGCAUACAAUGAAAAUACCUCUGAAGCGCCUGUAGAUAAACCUGGCAAACUGGGAAUACCCCGACCGGGACAGACCAACGUGGAUGAGAGCAGUGAAGACAGGCUCAACAAUCCUCGGACCCAAUCACAUCACCGCAGCCGCCAUGUCCAAAAGCGGGACACUCUAAAAUCGACUGUCGCCCUCGUCGCUGCCACCGCCGGCUCCUCACAACGCCAUCGCCCAAUCAGCUCCAACAUGUCCACAAUGUGUCAACGGGCAUUCUGGACGCCAAUUGGACAUUUUGGACACCUCCGGUCCGACUGCGGCACACGGACAGCACCAACCCUCGUCUUUCCUUCCAUCUCUCGCGCACCUCCCACAACGUCAACUAACCUGGAUUGCCCCCCCGUGCCAUCACUACCAUCUUCUUCUUCUUCUUCUUCUUCUUCUUCUUCUUCUCCUUCCUGCUCCUCCACAACAUCUGCUGAUGUGGCUUCUGACAUGCCCAUUAACACAACAAAUAAUCGUGACACACUAACAAACACCAUCACCACCUCCACCGCCAACACCGAUUAUAAGGACCCGGUCUAUACACCGCCUACUUGCGAUCCACCCUGCGCCUCACAUUUCGGUCAGGUUGGUCAUUUGCGAAUCCAUCGCACAGAGGCUGGCGAAACAGUGCCUGGAGCACUGACCUACACCCGUCGUACCUGCCAACACUGCCCACAUUCCACUCACACAUUUAUUCACCGCAUGUGUCUAUUCGGCCACACUCGCGUUCACGAAAGGCCGCGGCAGACAACUGCCAGCUGCACGACUCCAUCUCAUCCUCAAUCAUCAGCAUCAGCAGUCUGUCCAAUCAACGCAAUUUCCCCUCGUUAAUUGGGUAAGACGGGCAGGAACAGGCCAGAACACUAGAGUAAACAAUCUGCAACUACACUUUUGCAGCGGCGACCUUCGGCGACACACGGCUUGUCCACACAGUCUGCCCAAUUGUGUGUGUUUUUCGGUGUGGCUGACCGAUGGACUGACAGUCAGGCUGUCACGGCGUCUUCUCGAGUGUGUGGAGUGGCGGACAAAUGUGCUGUGAGCCAGGCUGAAAUAGCUCCUUCUCAAGCGUUCUGUGACACUCUGAAGCAUGUGAGGAGAUAGUGUGCGCUUCAUUGGUGAUGGCUGCCAGUCGACGUCUCCUUGGUUACUCAACAUUUAGGAGUGACCGCCCAGGCCAACUGAAGGGACAAGUGUCGCCCUUCUAUGUCGACAGAUCUAUGGCAGCAUCAACAAACUAUGGCCCUCGCAGCCUGGUACACGCUGACACCUGGUUCACUGCCAGUAGAUGCGCUUGCAUUGCCUGUGAAUUUAAGGUGUCGGGCAUGACUGAUCAGUCACCCUCGUACGUCCGACUCCUGUUGGGCUCCUGUUGUUUUUGUGGGUGAAGUUUAUAUUAACGACCAGAGGGUGUUGUGACACGCCUAUUUGUGGGUCCGGCCUCCCGUCUUCCUGGCACUGUCUUGACAGCGGGUGCAGGUGGGGGGAGUAGGAGAGAAUGCGGUAGAUACUGCGGAUAGUCUACAAUCACCAUAAACGAAUUCACGCGCAAGUUACCGUGACUGCUGCAUCUCGCUGUGUAGCACACGGUGGACAUCGGCGGCUGCGAUGGUUGAACCACAUAUAUUCCUACGGCAGAUCCAUUUGUCAUUCUUGUAAAUAUAUCUUAGGAUUUGUGCUCAGAAAAGACUGGAGGGGAGUGCUGGGUCCUCACGGUCUCCGCGGCUCCUACGACAACGGCCUGCUGCUUCUCCGCACCUGCGCAGAACACCGCCUCAUCCUGACGAACACGUUCUUCUGUCUGCCGGAGCGAGAGAAGGCCACCUGGAGGCAUCCUCGGUCGCGUCAGUGGCACCUGCUGGACUAUGUCCUCGUCCGGAGGCGAGAUCAGCGGGACGUGAUGGUGACGAAGGCGAUCGCGGGUGCUGACGGGUGGACCGAAUAUCGCCUCGUCAUCUCGAAGAUGCGUGUUCGCCUACAGCCUCGCAGGAGACCACAAGGUAAGCGACCCCCAGGUAAGCUGAAUGUUGCUUUGUUGUCUUUGCCUGCUCACCGUCUCCGUUUCAGCAAUGAGCUAUCUCAACGGCUAGACAACCUUCCUAUCGCUGCCGCCGACAACGCCGCCGCCGCUGCCGAGAACACCUCCGUGGAGAACCGAUGGUGUCAACUGCGAGACACGGUCCAGUCGACGGCGCUCGCCGUCCUCGGUCGCGCUCCCCGCCAACACCAGGACUGGUUCGACGACAACGACGCCGCCAUCAGAAAUCUGCUUGCUGAGAAGAACCGCCUCCACAAAGCCUACGUAGAUCACCCCACUGAGGACAACAAAGCUGCCUUCUACCGCAGUCGCCGACAGCUUCAGCAACGACUGCGCGCGAUGCAGGACGCCUGGACUGCUCGCAAAGCUGAGGAGAUCCAAGGCUACGCGGACCGCAACGAAUGGAAGAACUUCUUCUCCGCGAUCAAGGCUGUCUACGGUCCGCCGACGAAGGGCACUGCUCCUCUCCUCAGCGCCGACGGCAGCACUCUCCUGACUGAGAAGACGCAAAUCCUGCAGCGAUGGGCCGAGCACUUCCGAGGCGUCCUCAACCGCCCUUCCGUCAUCUCCGACGCCGCCAUCGCCCGCUUGCCGCAAGUGGAGACCAACGUGGACCUCGACCUCCCGCCAUCUCUCCAGGAGACCAUCAGGGCCGUGCAGCAGCCCUCCAGCGGGAAGGCACCCGGAUCGGACGCAAUCCCUGCUGAGGUCUACAAGCACGGAUGUCCACUACUGAUGGAUCACCUGACUGCGCUCUUUCAGGAGAUGUGGCGUCAAGGUGAAGUCCCGCAAGAUUUCAAGGACGCCACCAUCGUGCACCUAUACAAGCGAAAAGGGAAUCGCCAAGUCUGCGACAACCACCGCGGCAUCUCCCUACUGAACAUCGCCGGGAAGAUCUUCGCUCGCAUCCUGCUCAACCGCCUCAACAACCAUCUGGAACAGGGCCUUCUGCCGGAAAGCCAAUGCGGCUUCCGUCGUCAUCGUGGGACCACGGACAUGAUCUUCGCCGCCCGCCAACUUCAGGAGAAGUGCCAGGAGAUGCGGAUCCACCUGUACUCUACCUUCGUGGACCUGACGAAAGCCUUCGACACAGUGAAUCGUGAAGGACUGUGGAAGAUCAUGCUGAAAUUCGGCUGUCCGGAGCGAUUCACUCAGAUGGUGCGUCAGCUGCACGACGGUAUGAUGGCGCGAGUCACGGACAACGGAGCUGUCUCAGAGGCAUUCGCAGUGACCAACGGAGUGAAGCAGGGCUGUGGGUUGGCGCCUACUCUCUUCAGUCUCAUGUUCUCUGCCAUGCUGAUGGACGCCUACCGCGACGAACGCCCCGGGAUCCGCAUCGCCAACAGGACGGACGGUCAUCUCCUGAAUCAACGGCGUAUGAACUUCCAAUCACGCGUAUCCACAACUACCGUGCACGAACUCCUCUUCGCCGACGACUGCGCCCUGAACACCACCUCGGAAGCGGAGAUGCAACGCAGCAUGGACCUGUUCACCGCCGCCUGCGAGAUCUUUGGGCUGGUUAUCAACACGCAGAUGACGGUGGUGAUGCUCCAACCGCCUCCCAACUCAGCCACAGUCCCCAACGCGCCGCCGCAAAUCAGCGUGAACGGAAAUCAACUGCAAGUGGUGGAGAACUUCCCGUAUUUGGACAGUACCCUCUCCCGCAACACCAAGAUUGAUGACGAAGUCGCCAACAGGAUCUCGAAAGCCAGUCAAGCCUUCGGUCGUCUCCGAAACACAGUUUGGAACCGCCAUGGUCUCCAACUGAGCACGAAGCUGAAGAUGUACAAGGCCGUCAUCCUGCCGACGUUGCUGUACGGAGCAGAGACAUGGACGGUGUACACGAGACAGGCACGUCGACUGAACCACUUCCACCUCAGUUGUCUCCGUCGCAUCCUGAGUCUGAACUGGCAGGAUCGAAUCCCCGACACGGAAGUACUGGAACGAACGGGAAUCCUCAGCAUCUACGCCAUACUGAGACAAAUGCAGCUGCGCUGGAGCGGCCACCUGGUGCGCAUGGACGACGAGCGACUACCCAAACGACUCUUCUACGGAGACGUCGCGACGGGUUCUCGUCGUCAAGGAGGCCAAAUUCGCCGUUACAAGGAUACUCUGAAGUCCUCCCUGAAGCGCCUGCAAAUCAACCCGACCAACUGGGAAGAGCUCGCUCGCGAUCGUCCGACAUGGAGGAGAACAGUGAAGACGGGCGCUGCUAUGUAUGAAGCCAACCGAAUCGCUGCCGCCAAAGCGAAACGCGAAGUCCGCAAAUCACAACUUCGUCCAGUCCGCAACGCCGCCGCACAACCGCUCCCAACGUGUCCUCGAUGUCAACGGACAUUCCGGGCACGAAUCGGACUUGUUGGACAUCUCCGAACCAACUGCACCUCUCGAACUGCUCCAGCCAUCGUCCCCCCGCCCGCCUCUUCCUCCUCCCUUCCGCCAACUAACUCUGACGCUCCUUCUGCACCACCAAUUCCAUCCUCCUCGUCCUCGUCGUCCUCCUCCCUCUCCACUGCCCCAGCGGCGGCCGUUCAGACUGCUGUCUCACACAUCACCAACACCAACACACCAACCAACAUCACCUCUCCCACCUCUCCCGAUACCACUGAUGAGGAUCAGGACUACACCUGCCCUCACUGCGACCGCACCUUCACCUCACACAACGGCCUGGUCGGUCACUUGCGAAUCCAUCGCCAGUGCCUGGAGCACCCACCUACACCCACCGCACUCGCCUCCACUGUCCACAAUGCCCUCGCACCUUCACUCAUCGCAUGGAUCUAUUCGGCCACAUGCGCAUCCACGAAAGCGGAAUUGACCGCAGCCUUGACACACCCACCCCGCCGAGCCCCACUCCCAAUCCACCAUCUUGUGCACCCACUAACCACUCCACAGCCGACAUCGACGCCACCGACCUUACCACCCCUCACUCCUCCCCUUUCUCCUCCUCUUCCUCCUUCACUGCCACAACGACGGCCGCUUCGGCGUCUGUCGCCCACGACUUCACCACUGCCGAACCUGGUACAACAACCGGCACAACCCCUGCAACCUCCAUCAUCAGACGUGAGGGCCAGGACUACAUCUGCCCUCACUGCGAUCGCACCUUCACUUCACGCAUCGGCCUGGUCGGUCACUUGCGAUUCCAUCGCACAGAGACUGGCGAACCAGUGCCUGGAGCACCAACCUACACUCACCGCACUCGCCUUCACUGCCCACACUGCCCUCGCACCUUCAGGCAUCGCAUGGGUCUAUUCGGCCACAUGCGCAUCCACGAGAGCGGAAUUGACCACAAUUCCGAUACAGCCACGACAUCCACCACGCCCAGACCAAUCCUCGCUCCACCGUCACACGCGUUGACCACCACCACCACCAACACCACUGUUUCCUCUGCAGCUGACAGCGACACCGCCAACCUCUCAUGCCCACAUUGUCCACGCACCUUCACCUCACGCAUCGGCCUGGUCGGUCACUUGCGAAUCCAUCGCACAGAGACUGGCGAACCAGUGCCUGGAGCACCAACCUACACUCACCGCACUCGUCUUCACUGCCCACACUGCCCUCUCACCUUCAGGCAUCGCAUGGGCCUAUUCGGCCACAUGCGCAUCCACGAGAGCGGAAUUGACCACAAUUCCGAUACAGCCACGACAUCCAACACAUCUACCAUGCCCAGACCCAACCUCGUUCCACCGUCACACGAGCCGACCACCACCACCACCACCAACACCACUGUUUCCUCUGCAGCUGACAGCGACACCCCCAACCUCUCAUGCCCACAUUGUCCACGCACCUUCACCUCACGCAUCGGCCUGGUCGGUCACUUGCGAAUCCAUCGCACAGAGACUGGCGAACCAGUGCCUGGAGCACCAACCUACACCCACCGCACUCGUCUUCACUGCCCACACUGCCCUCGCACCUUCACGCAUCGCAUGGGUCUAUUCGGCCACAUGCGCAUCCACGACGACCUGCGGUAG
Messenger RNA from Spirometra erinaceieuropaei, 6416 nucleotides. NCBI's taxonomy places the organism in Eukaryota, Metazoa, Platyhelminthes, Cestoda, Diphyllobothriidea, Diphyllobothriidae. The record is from the annotation of a GenBank genome assembly.